GUACACUGCUGUGUCCCUUCUAGCCUAUACCUCCUCCCAACACGUGCUGGCUCCCUCCUCUUCAACUCUUCAAUUGGUCAGUGCUCCGGUUUUGGCCCCUCCCUCAUCUUCCUAUUAUGGAGCAGCCUGAGACCGGGCUGGGAGCUUCACAAACAGUAGACAAGGAGCAUCAGUAUCAGCAUCAGCAUCAGCAGCAUCCCUGGGUAUCCUCGCACAGCAUGGGGCUCUGCAGCACCCUCACCUGCCUGCUCUUCCUCACACUCCCCUGGCAGCACUCUGCAGAGCAAGUUGUUCUACUGGAUUCCAAAGAAUCACAAGCAGAACUGGGCUGGACUUCACAUCCACCUAAUGGAUGGGAGGAAAUCAGCGGUGUUGAUGAGAACUACAAACCAAUUCGUACAUACCAGGUUUGCAAUGUGAUGGAGCCAAACCAGAACAACUGGCUACAGACAGGCUGGAUUUUAAGACGAAAUGGCCAAAGGAUCUUUAUUGAGCUGAAAUUUACGCUAAGAGAUUGUAAUAGCAUUCCCGGGGUGGCAGGGACAUGCAAGGAGACCUUUAACCUUUACUACAUUGAAUCUGAUUACGACCUAGGAAGAAACAUUAAAGAGAGCAAGUAUGUCAAGAUUGAUACCAUAGCAGCUGAUGAGAGCUUCACACAAGGCGAUCUGGGAGAGCGUAAAAUGAAACUGAAUACAGAGGUCAGGGAGAUUGGGCACCUUAAUAAGAGAGGCUUUCACUUGGGAUUUCAGGAUGUUGGAGCUUGUGUUGCCCUUGUCUCUGUACGUGUCUAUUAUAAAAAGUGCCUGUCCACUGUGCAGAACCUGGCUGUAUUUCCAGACACUGUGGCAGAGGCUGCCUUCUCAACUCUUGUGGAAGUAAGGGGAACUUGUGUGAAUAACUCUGAAGUAGACCUUGAUAAUCCUCCCAGGAUGCACUGCAGUGCAGAGGGUGAAUGGCUGGUCCCUAUUGGAAAAUGUACUUGUAGUGCUGGAUUUGAAGAAAAAGAGGGUAGCUGUACAGGUAAAAAACAGUUUAUGGUCUCUAUAGAUUUGCUGGAAUAAUACCAUAUGUAACAGUUAAAUCUGUAAGAAAAACAAUGCAAGUGAAUGCUAAUGGUUAGUAGGCAAUUUUGCUAGUCAACAUUGUUAUCUUUUUCUGUCUUGUAUGUAUAUCCUGUAACUUGUAUCUCCUAAUAUUUUACUUGUCUUGUAUUAAGGCAAAAGUGAAGCAAUAUACCAGAGCAUUUAUAGCUGCUUUCAAUGGGGUAUGAGAACCUAUUGUAAUUGGACUUUUGUUUAUAAAUGAACAGUUUUGCAGUUUUCAGGGCCAGUCAGGUCAUUACAGUGUUCACAUCCAAAGGUACAGAACAACCCUGUACAAUAUAAAAAACCAAAUACACCAGGGCUCAUUUAUAAACUUCAUGCAGCACAAAAUGAUUUACACAGUGAACAAAUUUGUCCCUCGCAUGGUCGCAUAUUUGUAAAGCUAAGAUUGGUGUGUUUAUUGUGCAAACAUAAUUGCAAAUUUUGUUAAGAGCUUUUUAAAUACAUCAUAAUCCCAAAUUGCGAACAUUUAUGCAUACUCUGAAUUACGCCAUGGCUUUGGUGGUAGAAAAUUUUUUUUUUGCAAAAUGUGAAUUUAAAUUACCAUCAACAUUAUAUUCACACGCAACAACUUUGCACAGAGGCCGUGCUCAUGCAAACACCCAUCUCAUUUGAGAACCAUUUGUGUACAAUACGAAUUCAUACAAACAAAAAGAAAGGACAUAGUAGUGCAAUAUAAAAAAAAAAAAUGUGCUGCUCGAAAUUUAUAAAUGACCACCACUGAAACGAAAGGAAGCCGAUGCCUCGAAUGUAACUUAUCAGAUUGUAAAGACCCCCUCUGUGUCUUGGCCAAGGACAUGAUGUGUAAAGAUUAUACGCAACAUCCAGAAAGCAAAGGUUGGAAGAAGCAAAGCAAUAACAGUAGCUAAACAGCAAAGGCUAAUGCAUAGUUUAAACUGCUUAUGGCACAUACGCAGAGGGAAAUGAAUGCACAUAAAUACAGUAUAUAUAUUUAUCUAUAUAUA
Molecule: messenger RNA, 2071 nt
Organism: Xenopus laevis (African clawed frog)
Lineage: Eukaryota; Metazoa; Chordata; Amphibia; Anura; Pipidae
Gene: epha10.L
Product: EPH receptor A10 L homeolog
Exons: 3
Coding region: 117-1064 (315 amino acids)
Biological process (GO): ephrin receptor signaling pathway; cell surface receptor protein tyrosine kinase signaling pathway; axon guidance
Cellular component (GO): plasma membrane; membrane; dendrite
Molecular function (GO): ATP binding; transmembrane-ephrin receptor activity; ephrin receptor activity
Source: RefSeq, a predicted model, not a curated record